CCGAACAGGAGGCGGUGCAUUGAGCUGUUGUUAACGAGUGGAGCAAGUAUCAAUGAAUAUGAUAUGUGUCGGUUUCGUUGAAAAUUCGUUAAAACAAUGGAGAUUACAACAGCCGCUGUAUUAGCUCCUGUUACAGCUAUCGAAGUACACAAAAAUUACAUUUUAUCAGGUGAGGCAUCCUAUCUGCAUGUGUACAACCUUGCAUCUGGAAAGCACUUGGAAUGGUACUGUCUUCUUGGAGCACAUGUUAUCCAUGGCAUUCGCAGAGGUGAAGACCACCAGUAUGCCGUGUUUGGCCAGAAAGCAGUCUGUGUUGUUCUUCUUGAACUGGGGGAGAAUGUCAGGCUCAGUGUCCUGUGCGAACUUGCCGAAUUCCCUGAUUGGAUCUUGGAUGUUGCAUUAUUGGGGAAGGAUGAGUCUCCUUCUCCAGCCGCUUGUCUGGGUCUCAUUCUUGCUCACAACUCCGCCAUGCUGUGGGACUGGAAGCAGAAAGCCUGUCUACAGCACAUCCAUUCUGCUGAAAACUGCAUUCUCUAUUCAGCAAGGCUUCUCGGUAGCACCUGGGAUGACAUGACUGUCGUAGCUGGCACCGUGUUCAACCAGGUUGUGAUAUGGAAAACAACAGGGCCAAGAGAUACAGAAGGAAGGGUACCAGUGGAGAGGAGACUGACAGGGCACCAGGGUGUCAUCUUCAACUUGAGUUACCAUAGGGGGCGCAAGCUCCUUUGCUCAGUGUCAGAUGAUCGUAGCAUCCGUCUGUGGCACCUAGACCUGGGGAAACCCCCUGCAGAGCAGAGUGGCGCUGUCCACAGGGUGAUGUAUGGACACAGUGCCAGGGUGUGGGAUGCAAAGAUACUUGACCAAUUUAUUGCCAGUAUAGGAGAGGAUGCUACUUGUUGCGUUUGGAACGACACUGGUGAAGUUAUUCACAGAUUCACAGGCCACAAGGGGCGGAGUAUAUGGAGUUUAGCUGUUGACGAAACUCAGCAAGUCAUUGUCACUGGUGGUGGAGAUAGCAGUAUACGAAUCUGGCCCAUUGGUGCUAAACAGGAAGAAAACUUCACCACAGAGGAAUUGCAUAUCUGGACAGAUGCUGUACCUGUCUUGCUCAAAGGUGACCCAUUGGCAUCUGCCGGCCCAGGCCAUGGCUUAGAAACACUGACUGAUGCAGAAGGAUUCAACCCAAGACAACUCGCUGUUCUCAACUCAGGGAAGAUCAUUAUUUUGACACUGAAUGGAUGCCUGCUGUGUUACAUGCUCCGGAGUAAACAGUGGCAGCUGCUGUCACAUGACCCCAACUACCAAUCCUACUGCCUCCUGUCAGUCUGUCCAAGCCAUCAAGUGGCUGCCCUGGGCAACAUCCAGGGAAGUCUGAAGAUUGUUGCUUUGGACUGUGGUCUAGCCUUGGUGGAGUUGCCUGUGUUUACAGGAAAAAUCUUCAGUUUGUGUUGGCAAAAUGAGGACAACAUCUUUGCCACGGGUCCUGAUGGUGUCGUGAUCUGGUACAAGGCCGACAAAUCCAGCAAGGCUUACUGCCUAGUGGAAGCAGCCAGGUUCCUAUUGCCUCAAGCACCACAGCGUUGGCUGACCACUGUCACGUUGGUUCCCAAUCAGGAGGGCGCCCUCGUGUGUGGAGAUCGGAGAGGCUCCGUUCUGCUCUAUACAAACCUACACAGAACAAGACCAGAGGAAAAGCUAGUUGGUCCGACACACUCUCUUCCUUGCAUACACGGCAAGUCCGGCGUGACGCACGUUUGCUACCAUGCUGGGUGCAUUUACAGCACAGGUAGAGAUGGCAUGUACAGACAGAACAGGCUGCAGGGUACCAGACUAGAGAUGAUGAAUACUUGUAAGGUAUAUAAAGGUUUUGAGUGGAUAGAGAAUAUUUCAUUCACUGCUGCUGACGAUGUCUUGGUGUGCGGUUUCCAUGCUUCUUCCUUUAUUGUUUGGAGUCACAAGAGCAACGAGAAACUGAUCCAGAUCCAUUGUGGUGGGGGUCACAGGGCCUGGAGUUUUGCCAACUGUGAGCCUCCCCUUACCCAAGGGGAGAGCUCCACCCAUGGGGACACUGUGGCAAGGAAGGAUGGCACGUGUGGUUCGUUGGCCAUUUUUGCUUGCAUUAAAACCAAAAAGGUCAUUGUGUGCACAGCACCCGGAGAGAAACUACAGCGACAUCCCACACUAAAGGAGAGUUUGCAUGGACGCCGAAUCACAUGCAUCAAAUUCCUCACCACCGUCAGUCUUCCAGAUGGGGAAUGUGCACUUUGUGCUACAGGAAGUGAAGAUAAUGCUGUCAACCUAGUUGCCAUCAGGUUCCCUGUUGGUGAACCCUCCACACUUCAAAUCCUGCACCGUCUUCAAGUCCACAUUUCAAGCGUUCGCUGCCUGGCCGCCUGCCCCUCCUCAUUUGCAAUAGACCCGGAGGGAGAACCCUUAGAGCAAGGAGAGGUCACGGGUGGUCAGGAGGCAGGUCAAAGGUUACUACUGUUCUCUGUUGGUGGCCGGCGAGCCAUACUGUGCUGGAGAUUGACACUCCCCCAACACUGCCCUCUUCAAGACCAGGCUUCUGUGCUCCUGAAGUCCAUGUGCACUGUGGAGCACCUGAUGUCCUACGGAAACACCGACAACGUUAAGCAGCGACGCUGGCUGAAGAGACACGGAAAGCCUGUUGAUCCAGAAACCAGGUUCAUGUCAGCCUCUCUCUGGAAAGGAAACAAGGUGGUUGGCUACAGCAGGACAGAAUGCAUUCUGGGAGUAGCUGGUUCUGAUGCCUACCUGAGGCUCUUUGUUUUUAACGAGCAGACCAGGGAAAUGACCCCACUUGUUUCGACCAACUCCCAAGGCUGUUGUCUGCUUGCCACACUCGGCAUCACCCUUGACUUCCCGUGGGGCUUGUGCCCUGUUCUGCUGACUGCAGGAACCAAUGGCAGAAUUGUAUUCUGGGAUAUCCAGAAAGCGCUCAGGGAAUGCAGUGCUGAUUGCACAGAGGACAGCAAGCUGGCGAAAAGUGAAUUGAACACAAACGAUAAAUCUAAAAUUGAAGUCUUAGAAACAAAUCAACAGACUGGUGCAAUAAGCAGGGAACUUUCUAGAAGUAUGAAGGAGCAGUGUAGCAAUACUAAAAUGUCAGCAAGUGGUAAAGAUCUAUGCAGUAUUUCUAAAGAAGCAAAGGUUAGUAUCAAGGAACGGUGUGAUAGUAAUGCAGAACCAAGCAGUGAUGAUGUGGGAGCAUGCAGCAACACAACAGCACAAUGCAGAAAUCCCAAGGAACAAUUCAGUAAUACCAAAGAACUUUUCAGUGAUACCAGAGAACCAUGCAGUUCUACCAGAGACUCAUGCCAUCAUAUAACCACAGAUACUGAUCAGACCUCAAGUACUUGGUACACAUUACCUCCACUGUCCAAAAAGGAGCGAGAAGAGCCUGGAACAAUACAGAAACAUCAGGACAUGCAAAGAACUAAACCUUUAGCAUCUCAAAAGGAACUUGGAGCUCUGGCAAUGAAUUUGACAGAGACUGAUUCAUCAGGAGACAGUGAGGAUGGCUUCAGACAGUCACUACUUUCCAUUGAGGCACACCAGUCAGGAAUCAAUGCACUGUGCAUGAGUCAAUUAGAUGGCAACAGGUUCCUAUUGGCAAGUGGUGGUGACGACAAUUCCAUACAGCUCAGUCUGCUCUCUGUAAGUGCUGAAUCUGACAGAAAUAUCAGGGUCAGCGUGGAGCAUACACACAGCAUCACCUGUGCACACGCUGCCCAGGUCACAGGCUUGUGUUUCACUGAUGUCUGCACUCUAGUCUCAUCCUCCAUUGAUCAAAGACUCAGUGUUUGGAGUAUCAGCAUUUCACCUGACAAGACCUCCAUCCUGAAGGUUAAGCAGUUUGGUAGCAGCUUUACCCUCAUUGCUGACUGUGCUGGCAUGGCCCACUGGACCUUGAGGCAUGCUGGGCAUGUUAUCAUGGUGUGUGGUCAAGGAGUACAAGUUCUACAUUUGAAGGAGAGUGAAGGGACGAGACCAGGCACUUGCAGUUUACCAUCCUAUGACCAUCAUGGGGUAGGUUCCAUCAGUGACAAAUUGUCAACCAGUGGUCGAUUUUGACUGGUGACCUAUGCAUUAAAUAUAUAUCGGGCAUCAAGGAAAAUCGACCAGUGGUUAACAAAUAGCCGCUGAUUGAACUUGCCCAUGGGCAUUAGACAAGGGGUUCUUGCAUAUUUAAGGCUUACUAAAGAUUCAGGAAUGCCUCUCUGCAAAAACCAUUCAUAUUCAACACCGUGUAUUUUUGAACUUUGAAGCCACCAAAUUGAAGGGACACCUACAUGCUAAGGAUAUGAAGAUGUUUGAAUGCAGCUUUUGGCCAGGCAGCACCCGCACUUGUGUGUGUUGUAUAAUGGGCAACCCAACCUGCAAAUAUGAACUGUCAUUUGACAAAACUAACUUUAAUGUGAUAGCUAAGUGCCCUGGCAGUCCAUACUUGAAAAAGAGCUGCCAUUGCGAUUGUUAACCAGCUGGCUUAAGCAGUUCAAUACUGGCAAAUUAGGUAUUAUUCUAAGCCAUUCUUAGAUAAAGACAGCGAACAUAGAAUCAUGCAGUAAGUGAGUCUUUACUGUUUUUGUGGCUAUGGGCCGAUUGCUGGUGUUAUCAUUUCUAACCUGAAGAUUCAGCCACUCCUUGUUGAAUACCCUCUGUCAAGGCAAUUUUCAGCUAUUUAAAUAAGAGAACGAACAUGUGCUUGUCCAGCCUUAAACAUUGCUUAAGACUGGACCAGGGGAAUUGAUGCACAUUUAGCACAUACUGCAGGAAGUGGAACCAGCUAGUGUCAUUUAAGACCUGCCAUGUGACAUGCUUUGAACCAAUAAGAAUAGCUAAAUAUCUUAGGUAUUGAUGAAUUAUUAAUAACAUCCAGUCCAGCAAUAUAUAUAUAAAGAAUUCCUGGCAUAAAUCAUGUUCAGCCAGCGUCAGGCAGGCAAACCAUUUAUAGAUCAGCUUUACACACAGUUUUGUUGCAGUGGUCAACCUUUAACUUGAAAAGCAAACUGUUGAACACUAGCUAGGGUGUAUGGACAACUUGAAGACCAUUCAUUACAACUAUCCGGCUGAUGGCCUUGCUACUGUUUCUCUCAGAUGCAAUUUUUAAAUCUCUUUUAAAACAUGUUUUACUGAGGCAAAAGUAAGAUCAAAUUUUAUGAAUAUGAUUUUCUGACUCUAGAAACAGACAAAGGUGAAACAAAAUUGGUAUUUUUUAAAUCUGUUUUUUGUAUAUUUGCGUUUAACCCUGACAAAAAUACAGUGGAAAAUCUUUAGAUAUCACACAGCACAUACGCGUCUAUAAUUGGUGUUGUAUAAGUCAUCAAAGGUCACUUUGUAAGGGCCAAUGAAUAAAAAUUUUUCACCUUA
This is a messenger RNA of Acanthaster planci (crown-of-thorns starfish), 5391 nucleotides long. It is a transcript of the gene wdr6, whose product is annotated as WD repeat domain 6. The record is from RefSeq and is a predicted model, not a curated record. Lineage: Eukaryota; Metazoa; Echinodermata; Asteroidea; Valvatida; Acanthasteridae. Gene Ontology annotation, biological process: tRNA methylation. Gene Ontology annotation, molecular function: protein binding. Gene Ontology annotation, cellular component: cytoplasm.